This is a messenger RNA of Amphiprion ocellaris (clown anemonefish), 1230 nucleotides long. Its product is annotated as MAPK regulated corepressor interacting protein 2-like. The coding region runs from base 239 to 700 and encodes 153 amino acids. The transcript has 5 exons. The record is from RefSeq and is a predicted model, not a curated record. Lineage: Eukaryota; Metazoa; Chordata; Actinopteri; Pomacentridae.
GUUUGUGACAUUGGUGCAGGACGAGGCUCUCCUGAACCAGAGGGACUCUAGACCCUCAGAGACUCCAGACCCUCAGAGACCCGGACUCUGGCUGAGAUGCGCUCCGCUCCGGUUCAUGAAGCUCCACGCGUGUCGGCUCCGUGGAUUCGCAGCCAGUGAGUGAAACUGAGAAGAGCUACUGACAGAGUUUGUUCACGGAUGCGUUAAAGUGUCUGGAGGAGCUUCUGGGAGCUGCAGGAUGUACACCAUCACCAGAGGUCCCAGUAAACUGGUCACCCAGAGGCGCACAGGACCAACACAACCUCCGGAGAACAAAACCAACGACUUUAAGCACAAACAGACGUCCUGGAACCUGCCCGACCUUCCUGCACCAAAGAUAGUUUUCACCCGUCUGAGUGGGAAGAAGACCCUCCAGCUGGCCUCGGCUCGGCCUGCAGACCAGCAGCCUGAUGAGGGUGUCAGCACCGCUCACCAGGAAAACGUCAACUUUGUCUACGAGGUCUGGCAGGAGGUUCAACAGCAGGACCAGGGGCCCGACCAGGGGCCCAACCAGGGGCCCGACCAGGGGCCAGCAGGGGCCCAGAGAGUGAUCCACUACAAAGAGAGCAGCCCCAGCCCACAUGUGGACACCUUUGUGCCCAUAGAUCUGGAUGAAUGGUGGGCCCAGCGCUUCUUGGCCAACAUAGACAAGCUUUCCUGAUCCUCAUCUGGGAUUUGAUGCUGUUGGACAGUCAGGAGGUGAGACCUGGAGGAGCAGGAAGCCUGGACAGGAGGUCUGAUGUGAUUCAGAUGAACUGACGGUGCUGGGAUGCUGGCAGAGAAACUGACAAUCACUGGAACUGUUUCCUUCUAACUGCAGUCCGUCUGUCUCUAAAUGUUCAGAGACUGACAGGAGGAAGACGUCCUGAAGCUGAGGUUUCUCUCAGAUUUUCAGAUGUUUCUUUGAAAUGCAGUAAACUGUAUUUUCAAGAAGUUCUGGAUUUACCUCUUUUUUUUAACAUGAGGAUGAAUCUUAUUUGCUUUAAUAUCAGGAACCACCACCAGCUCCACAAAUGUUUAGACAGAAUUUAAAAUAAUUUCACAUUAAAUUCCUCAAAACCUGAAUGAAGACAGUAAAUAUGGACACAUUUCAGGUUAUUAGCUCCUAAUAAACCACAAAAAUGAACAUAAAGUAUGAAAUAAUAGAACAAAGAUGAAAAAUAAAGCAGGACAGCGAUGGUUCUAUUUUCA